AUGACAAAUUUUGUGACUCCCACGGUAUUAUUUACAGAGAUUAGGAGAGGAGGAAUGCUAAUCACUACUGAAUGUGGAUUUCGGAGUGGAGGAAAUGCAUCUACUACCACAACUGUGAUCGACAGCAAAAAUGGAUCCGUGCCCAAAUCCCCUGGAAAAGUGCUGAAGAGGACGGUCACAGAGGACAUAGUGACAACAUUCAGCUCCCCAGCAGCCUGGCUUCUGGUCAUUGCUCUGAUAAUCACAUGGUCAGCUGUUGCUGUUGUUAUGUUUGACCUGGUGGAUUAUAAAAACUUUUCAGCGAGCUCUCUUUCCAAGAUUGGCUCAGAUCCUCUAAAACUUGUGCACGAUGCUGUGGAAGAAACCACAGACUGGGUCUAUGGCUUCUUUUCUUUGUUGUCUGACAUCAUCUCGUCUGAGGGUGAUGAAGAAGAUGAUGAUGAUGGGGAUGAGGACGCUGAUAAAGGAGAAAUAGAAGAGCCUCCCUUGAAACAAAAAGAAAUACACAAAGAUAAGACUGAAAAGCAGGAGAAACCUGAAAGGAAAAUACUAACUAAAGUUGCACACCGAGAAAAAGAAAAAGUAAAAGAAAAAGAAAAAUCUGAAAAAAAAGCAACUCACAAGGAAAAAAUUGAGAAAAAAGAAAAAGAAAAAACAGAAACAAAGAAAGAAGAGAGGAAAGCCAAGGCUGAAGAGAAGAUUAAAAAGGAAGUGAAAGGUGGGAAACAAGAGAAAGUGAAGCCAACAGCUACAAAAGUCAAAGAAGUACACAAAACUCCACCUAAACCCAAAGAGAAGGAGGGGAAAGAGACUGCGGCCGUGUCCAAGCAUGAACAGAAAGAUCAGUAUGCGUUCUGUCGAUAUAUGAUUGACAUGUUUGUCCAUGGGGAUUUAAAACCAGGCCAAAGCCCAGCCUUACCACCUCCAUUACGAACAGAACAAGUUUCCAGACCCACUCUGGCAUCACCUCCUCUGGAAGGCAAGGAGGAAGAGGAAAAGAAGAAAGCUGAGAAGAAAAUGACUUCUGAAACAAAAAAGAAAGAAAAAGAAGAUGUCAAAAAGAAAACGGAUAAGGACACUGCUGUGGAUGUGAAAAAAAAAGAUCCAGGGAAAGCUCCUGAAACCAAACAAGGGACUAUAAUAGUUGUGGCACAAGCAGCAUCUAAAAAAGAUGAAAAGAAGGAAGAUUCUAAGAAAACAAAAACCCCGGUAGAAGAACAUCCCAAGGGAAAAAAACAGGAAAAGAAAGAAAAACAUGUGGAACCAGCAAAGUCAUCAAAGAAGGAACAUUCAGCUCCAAGUGAAAAACAAGUAAAAGCAAAAACUGAACGAGCCAAAGAAGAGACCAGUGCUGCCUCAACUAAAAAAGCUGUACCUGGUAAGAAGGAAGAGAAAACAACCAAGACAGUGGAGCAAGAAAUUAGAAAAGAAAAAUCCAUGAAGACGUCUUCAGUUUUGAAGGAUAAAGAGCAUAUUAAAGGGAAAGAAGUGAAGGUUCCAGUUUCCCUUAAGGAAAAAGAAUCUGAAAUUAAAAAAGAUGAAAAGAUGCUCAAAGCAGGCAAAGAAGUCAAGCCUAGGACUCCACAGCCACAAGUAAAAAAGGAAGAGAAACCAGAGUCACAAGUUAAAAAGGAAGCAAAAUCAGAACAAGACAUAGCAAAACCAGAAAAGACUGUUUCUCAUGCAAAACCAGGUAUUAUGCAGGUGGUAUCCAUACUAUGUUUCUCUUUGUUCCAGUUUCAACAGGAUGAAGAGCUUAAUGUGUAACCUAAAGUUUUUCAGAUGAUUCGUGUCUUAAGCCAUCCAACUUCUAGAACAUCUCCAAUUUUAGUCAUCUUCACAAUGUGUUUUAACUGA
Molecule: messenger RNA, 1857 nt
Organism: Neogale vison (American mink)
Lineage: Eukaryota; Metazoa; Chordata; Mammalia; Carnivora; Mustelidae
Gene: TRDN
Product: triadin
Cellular component (GO): membrane; sarcoplasmic reticulum
Molecular function (GO): signaling receptor binding
Source: RefSeq, a predicted model, not a curated record